Spodoptera litura is the source of this 914-nucleotide messenger RNA. RefSeq names its product tissue factor pathway inhibitor 2-like. NCBI's taxonomy places the organism in Eukaryota, Metazoa, Arthropoda, Insecta, Lepidoptera, Noctuidae. Gene Ontology annotation, molecular function: serine-type endopeptidase inhibitor activity. The record is from RefSeq and is a predicted model, not a curated record.
UUGAAAAAUGGCAUUUAACUUAAACCUUUUGUUUUUAUUCGCCUUUAUUACAUUCGUGGGGUUCAGCGUGCAACAACAAACAAAUAGCACAAUAUGUUCUAUGGCUCCAUCGUUUGGGGUGUGUGAUGAAGAAAGUGAUGAUAAUUCAACAGAAGCUGUAAAUGUUACCACUACUACGAGAACCAUCACUCUGAGGUAUGGAUUCAGAAAUUUUACCUGUGUUCCCUUCUUAUAUAGUGGAUGUGGUGGGAACGCAAAUAAUUUCAUGUCUUAUGAGGCCUGCAGAGAAGUUUGUGGUGGUCCAACAUUAGGACGCUAAGGAUACUACUAGACUGAGACAAUUGGCAUACAUGUUUAUCGAAUCGACUGAAUAGAAAUAUAUAUGGGCUUCUUUUUGAGGGAAAAUCAUCCAAUGACUUCUCCUAUCUUGGUUGAGGCGAGAGGAAGUAUCAGACUCUUAUUAACUAAUAACCACCCUGUUCCUGCUUCUGUUUUGAGCUAGAGCCCAAAAGUGACCUGGACUCAAGGUUACUUGACAUUAAGCUUUUGAUAUCUUCGCUUUGGGAUCCAAGAGAGUUGUUCGUGUAUCAGGGAAGCGUCGGACUUCAUAAUUUUGGAGUUUUCAUGGAUGUGUUUCUUGUUGGGACAAGCCCGCCACAACCUCCCAAAACUGCUGCAACUCCUGUAAGCCAGGAUCUGAAGUAGAUACAACCACAGCAUCACCGGAAUACUGAAAUCUGAAUAUAUGAAAGGGUAGUUUCCACUUCCCUCGGUGAAUUACUGCAGGACACAGAAUGAAUGAAGCCUAAAGGCAUGAAAAAAGACUGCACUACUAGAAGAAGCCCAGUCGCCAAGCACCACGGAAAUUAGAAAAAUUGACGAAAAACUAAGUGGGUCCUAUGGUUGUAUCUACU